Petromyzon marinus (sea lamprey) is the source of this 4389-nucleotide messenger RNA. RefSeq names its product tumor necrosis factor receptor superfamily member EDAR-like. Gene Ontology annotation, cellular component: plasma membrane. Gene Ontology annotation, biological process: positive regulation of JNK cascade; positive regulation of canonical NF-kappaB signal transduction. NCBI's taxonomy places the organism in Eukaryota, Metazoa, Chordata, Hyperoartia, Petromyzontiformes, Petromyzontidae. The record is from RefSeq and is a predicted model, not a curated record. Gene Ontology annotation, molecular function: signaling receptor activity; protein binding.
ACUCAGGGGACACCUGUUAAGGUAUUCAGGGGACACCUGUGGACACCUGUUGAGGUAUUCAGGGGACACCUGUUGAGGUACUCAGGGGACACCUGUUGAGGUAUUCAGGGGACACCUGUUGAUGUACUCAGGGGACACCUGUUGAGGUAUUCAGGGGACACCUGUUGAGGUAUUCAGGGGACACCUGUUGAUGUACUCAGGGGACACCUGUUGAGGUAUUCAGGGGACACCUGUUGAGGUACUCAGGGGACACCUGUUGAGGUACUUAGGGGACACCUGUUGAGGUACUCAGGGGACACCUGUUAAGGUACUUAGGGGACACCUGUGGACACCUGUUGAGGUAUUCAGGGGACACCUGUUGAGGUAUUCAGGGGAUACCUGUGGACACCUGUGGGGAUGUCAAGGGGAUACCCCAGGAACCCUCAGCCGUGAGCACCGCGCGGCUACGACUGCCGACUGAGCAUGGAGAGUUACGGCGAGGCGCGGCCUCCCCGCUCUCGUGGGAGCUUGGGCUGUGCACCGUGCCGUGCUGUGCGGCCCCACGCAGCCUCUGUGGCUGCAGGGGUGUUGGGCCUCCUCGCGCUCGGCACACUUGUCACCUGCGUGGCUGCACGCGCGCCCAUGUGUGGGGAGCACCAGUUCCUGUCAAACGGACUGUGCCAGCCUUGCCGACAGUGCCCCCCUGGAGAGGAGCCCAAUCAGGUCUGCGGCUACGACUAUGGUGAAGGCACAACGUGCGCGGCCUGUCCCGCUGGCUACUACAGCGACAAACUCGGUUAUGGCAAGUGCCAGCCGCACGUCGACUGCGAACUCUACAACGCCAAGACACAGCAGGCCGGCAACAAGCAACGCGACUCCGUCUGCGGGGAGUGUCUGCCCGGGUUCUACCAUUGCUCGUUGCUGUCCCCGGACUCGAGCAACAAAUACGAUAAGAAUGAGUGCUGCGACUGCAGGAGCGCCAAAACAAAGUACCCCGAAUGUGGGGAUGGUCGCACUACCGCAAAUGUCAGAAUCCCCCAUGCCGUGCCAACUUCAUCCCACGAGCACGUACGGCCGCUGUUCUAUAUGCUGCUGGGCGUGCUGCUGCUGUUUGCGAUCCUGGUCGUGUGGGUGGUCUGUGGGCCGCGCCGGCGGGCCACUUGCCGCCUCUUGAACCCGGUGGCCUCCUGGUGUCACAGGAUCUCAUCCGGAUGGCGAGCGACCUCGGCUACACAAGUCACAAAUCCGCUCUUGCCAACAGAAAGGAAGGAGACUUCCAGAGACUCGCAGUACAGCCCUUCGGAGGAGGCCACGUUCGAUCCAGCAGGACAGCUGUGCAUGAGUGGACAGCAACAGCUGCUGCAUCAACGACGCCACAGCACCUUCCCAAGAGUCUGCGACAAGCUGAAGAACUGCAAGUGCGAGCAAUGCCAAGACCUUUUUAACUCUUUGAAAUCUGGCCACUCUCAACACAACGCCAACAGGAAAUCCGCUACGAGCGACAAGAAAAAUGCUCACACUUCUGGAGUGCAAAAAGUCAAAGGUCCAAACUUGGUGAAGGAUGAUUCUGACAGUGAUGAGAAUCGGCAGAAGAAUCCGGGCCAGGAUCCCUGGAUGAAGGCCGUCCCGCGCAAGGACCCGUCAGUCAUCGGUUACAGGAGUGCCUCCGUGGGGCCCAGUCUACUUCCCACGGUGCCCAUCAAGCCAGAGGGACCAACGAGAACUAGAUUGAUUGAGCGUGUAGAAGACCUAUACAGACGUGCCCUAAAGAAAACUAAAGACAUGGCCAUCGAUUCGCUCGACUUCAGGCUGAGGGAGAGGCUCACGCUCAAGCUCAACUCCUCCCUCAACGCCAGCAGCGGAGGCAGCCAGCAGAACCUGCUGUCCAAGCUGGCGCACCGCCUGGGCAUCACGAGCGAUGAGGCGCUGCUGCUGGGCAAUGCGGAGGAGCUGCUGCGCGUGGCGAGCACGCGCGCUGCCAGCGUGCCAAGCCUGCUAGAGGCGCUGUACGACGUCAAGCACUACGACGUCCUAAACCUCCUGUGCGAGGGGCUCCUCUCGCCUUACGAAGGGCACCACCUAAGUUACGUUUGAGUUACCAGAUUCACUGAAUUGAUCAAAGCUUCCAGUAAGCCAAGUCACCACAAACUACGACGGUGCAACUUCAUGAGGAACGACUCCAUUCUCAUUAAGUUGCACUUCCCUAUUCUCCCAUUACAAGAUGCACCCCAGAACCUGUGCCUGGCAUCAAUACAUUUACAAUAUGGUUCCACACACGUAACGUUUGCUUUAAAAUAGAGGAUAAAGUGUACCUCGUAAUUCAGAAAAUAUGGAAAUUAUUUCGACUUUUAUAGAAAUUCCGAGGAUGAGAAACUUAUCGGCAGCCAAUCCCGAGCCAGGGGAGUGGCAAGGAAGGCGCCAUGGGCGUCACGAGGGCCCCACGGCUGGACAAGCCGUGGGGCCCUGCUUGGUGCAGGCUCCAGAAUUGGGUUUAACAGAAGCACGCUGGCCAAAAUGGUGUGCUGCCGAGAUCAUGAACAGUGUGCCAUUGCAAAUGUUAUACACAUUAAAUUUUACUGUUCUUGCACUGAAACGCAGCGAAGGCAUGUAAUGUUAAAUUAGAAUUCAGUAUAUGGCAACAUUUGUUUUUAUUACAUUAUCCUUGUGUUUGCAAGGUUUACAUGAGAAUAGGAUUUUCUGGGUUGAACGAACGUUUGUGGAUGUGAAAUUUUAUAUAAAAAUGACAACUUGAAUUUAUAUUGGUUGAAUUUAUAUCGCGUAACUGAGAAAUAAAGCACGCAAUACCAUCAGACCUUGGAAGCUAAGCUGGUAUGAGCCUGGAUAGCGCUAGCAUGGGCGGCAAGCGUGAACAAAAAUGGGAUGUGGGUGCCGUGGUCAUUCGAGGGCGGUGCAGCCAACCCAUCGAUCUCUCGCUCCCCUGCCACCACUCCAGGCCCACCAGCGUGGGGAGGAGCGGUUGAAACAACCUUCGCGACCCGUACGGUGUGGGGGGAAGCCCUGAUCCAGCAAUGGAUUGACAACACGAGAUGGGCACAUUGCGCAGCGCCGUGACCGAGAAGCCGUCUCAACUGCUGUCUUACGGCAGCAGCGCCUGCGACGGCACAGGAGCUGGCCUGGUCUGUGCAAACCGAGAUGUGUGGAAACAAAAUAAUCGUAUCCAUGGCAGAAAACAGAUCAGCCCAAUUAAAGAGGUCACUCAUGACAUUUAUAACGAGGACAAAAUUUCGCGGUGCAGAUACUUUAACAAAAUAAUUGAAUCAGUUUUCAUUGGUGCUGUAUGGUCGUUUCAGCAUGAUUUGGGUGGUGACCCAGGUUCACUACUCCACCAUCCAAAGCUCAAAGGUUGUAUUGGUGUUCUGGUGAUGCCCGACCACAUCGCACGGGACAGGAUUUCACAGGGUUGGAGGUGAGGCUCUGGUUUACCGCGCUCGUGCCUGGGAAAGCAGGAGUGCAGAGCUGCAUUUGGUCCUUCCACCUCAUACAUCCAUCGUGGCCAAGUGGGUGAAGUGAAAUUGGGGCUUUGUUUGAAUAUGCAUCGUACAGUAUAUUCGCGGUCAUGUCAAUGUAUACGGUGAUUUUGAGGUCAUAAAUAAUGAAAACUUUUGUUUAUUUUAGUGUAAUUAUUUUGGAGAUCAACUAAAUCUGGGAUCGUUAUGACUAAAUAACAACACUUGCAAUACGGCAUUGAAGUAUAGUUUAAUGGCCUUAAAAAAGUGUGGCUGUGUAAUAAUAACAAAUCCGAUUUACGAGUACAAAAUUCACACGCGUCGCUAACAAAAGUCAGGCAUAUAUUCUCGCAGAAAACGUAACCCACUAAAAAUACUUGCCAAAACUGAGCGAGGUUUAUUUAACAGCACGGAGCAGCGUGUAUUCACUCGGCACAUGAGUGUCACCAAGCGUGAAUGAGAGCACUGGCUCGCACGCGUGUUUCCCGAGGCGGUGAGAAUUACAUAAAUGCCACAUUCCCAUGGUGGGACAUCUGUGAAAAAGAGCUUCAUAGCUCAUCGGAUUUCUCCAGGAUAAAUAAGGAUUCUGAUAUUUUUAAUUUCUUGGCUUCCCUGCACCACAUUGUUUAUAUUUGCCAGGCAGUCCCCGAUAUAUGGACCCUGAUGACUGGGACCACGACAACGACGAUGGUGAUGAUGGAGUAUAGCGUUGGUCCUCCUGGGCUUCAUGACCAAGGGUCAUUGUAUGUAUGUUGAACUUCUUUCCCACCGUACGGAGGUGCGGGGGAAGGACAACAAGCAUGCUGGUGGCCCCAUGGCCAUUACUCAAGUAUCUCAGACAGGGCCUUGCGUUUCUUCUCUUGAGAUGCCUGGUGUUGCUUCCAUUCCUCCGGCCGCCGAACAAAAUUCUCCAGACACAGGUUCCGGACCACGAAGCGGCCGA